Sceloporus undulatus (fence lizard) is the source of this 6561-nucleotide messenger RNA. It is a transcript of the gene ANO1, whose product is annotated as anoctamin 1. The coding region runs from base 545 to 3574 and encodes 1009 amino acids. NCBI's taxonomy places the organism in Eukaryota, Metazoa, Chordata, Lepidosauria, Squamata, Phrynosomatidae. Gene Ontology annotation, biological process: chloride transmembrane transport. The transcript has 29 exons. Gene Ontology annotation, cellular component: plasma membrane. Gene Ontology annotation, molecular function: protein dimerization activity; chloride channel activity. The record is from RefSeq and is a predicted model, not a curated record.
GUCCCUCCAGUUCCCCCGAGCAGCAUCACUUUCCAUGCUCUGCUGCACCCGGCAAAGGAAAGCAAAGGAAGGAGGCAAGCCCUUCUGCCAGCCGCCUCUCUCUUGGCGCGCCAGCGGAGACCGGGGCUGCCUCCCCCUUGGAGAGCUCCCUGAAGCAGGGAAGGGGGCUGGUCCUCCUCAGAAGCUCUGGAAGGAGCAUGCCUGCGCCCUAACAGACAGACAGAGAGCGAGAGAGAGCGAGCUCUGGGGGGCUGCAGCUGGGACUCCUGCCCCCUUGAAUGAAACUCCUGGCCAGAGGGGCUUUCUAUCUCCCAGCAUUCCUGCCCCCGGGUGGGCUUCUGUUUUUCCUCUUCACCUCAGCUCUCCAGGCUUGGCUUAAGACAUGGACCAGGAUGGCAUUGAUCUCCACAGAAUCUCCCGCCAGCCAUGCUUUCCACAAUACAGACUUCUUCAGGUUAUCUGGUAGGAAUGAUUUUACCUUUGAUUCCAGUGAUGGACAACUUGGAAAUAAACUUGGCCAGAAUAUUUAAUCAUUUGGUAUGCUAUGGCUGCAGACACGGAUGGUUCAUUUAAUGGGGUGGAGUUUCUGCCAGAAGAUUUUGGGGAUGCUCCUCAUGAAACAACAAUGAGAGUGAAUGAGAAAUAUUCCACUUUACCUGCUGAGGAGCAAGGGAUUCACAUUAUCAACAUCAGAGCUAUUGAAGAUAUAGGAUAUGUUCGCACAGAAAGUACGCUAUUAAAUUCAUUCUCACAAGAUCCAGAUGCCAAUUGCAAAUAUGGACUUUAUUUUAGAGAUGGGAAAAGGAAAGUGGAUUAUAUCCUGGUUUACCAUUACAAGAAGUCCUCUUUCAGCAGAACACUUACCCGCCGUAUCCACUUCAAUGAUUUGGCACCCCGGAGCAUCAAACAAGAGCAGCCGCUUCCCGGCAAAGGAGGGCAGGCUAACAUGGAUGAAAGUGAACCACACAUGGAUUACCAUGAAGAUGACAAGAGGUUCCGCAGAGAAGAGUAUGAAAGCAACCUUAUGCAAGCUGGCCUUGAGCUGGAGAGAGAUGAAGAUACAAAGAUACAUGGGCUUGGAUUUGUAAAAAUACAUGCACCCUGGAAUGUAUUGUGCCGGGAAGCAGAAUUUAUGAAACUGAAAAUGCCUACCAAAAAGAUGUAUCAAAUUCAUCAACCACAUGGCCUUUUGAAAAAAAUCAAUUCUGUAAUUCAGAAAAUAACGGAGCCCAUCCAACCUAAAGUGGCAGAACACAAGCAUCAGACAGUGAAACGCCUCUCCUACCCUUUCUCCAGGGAGAAACAACACUUAUUUGACCUCUCUGACAGAGACUCCUUUUUUGACAGUAAAACUAGAAGUACCAUAGUUUAUGAAAUAUUAAAAAGGACUACAUGCACCAAAGCCAAAUACAGCAUGGGGAUCACCAGCCUGCUUGCCAAUGGCGUUUACAGUGCUGCAUAUCCGCUGCAUGAUGGUGACUACGAGGGUGAACACAUUGAGCCCAACGACAGAAAACUCCUGUGUGAGGAAUGGGCAAGCUAUGGUGUUUUUUAUAAGUACCAACCAAUUGACCUAGUGAGAAAAUACUUUGGUGAAAAAAUUGGACUGUAUUUUGCUUGGCUUGGAGUUUAUACACAAAUGCUUAUUCCAGCUUCCAUUGUGGGGAUCAUCGUAUUCCUGUAUGGCUGUGCAACAGUGGAUGAGAAUAUACCAAGCAUGGAGAUGUGUGACCAGAGAAACAAUAUCACCAUGUGUCCCUUAUGUGACAGAACGUGUAGCUAUUGGAAAUUGAGCUCUGCUUGUGCCACAUCUCGGGCCAGCCAUCUCUUUGAUAACCCAGCAACUGUCUUCUUCUCAGUCUUCAUGGCUCUUUGGGCUGCUACAUUCAUGGAACAUUGGAAGAGAAAACAGAUGCGUCUGAACUAUAGAUGGGACCUGACUGGGUUUGAAGAAGAAGAAGAAGCAGUCAAGGAUCAUCCAAGGGCUGAGUAUGAAGCAAAAGUGUUAGAAAAAUCACUAAGGAAAGAAUACAGAAAUAAAGAGAAGGGCCAGCAAUUGCCAGAAGAGGCAGCAAACAAAUGGCAACAAAGAGUUAAGAGAGUCAUGGCUGGGGUGAAAUUGACUGAAAAAGAAAAAUUGACCUGGAAAGAUCGUUUCCCAGCAUACUUGACAAAUUUUGUGAGCAUAAUUUUCAUGAUUGGACUGACAUUUGCUAUUGUUUUUGGAGUUAUCAUUUACCGAAUCUCCACUGCAGCAGCUUUAGCCAUCAGUGCUUCUCCUGGUGGUCGGUCUAAUAUUAGAGUAACUGUCACUGCAACUGCAGUGAUUAUUAAUCUGGUGGUAAUAAUAAUCUUGGAUGAAGUAUAUGGCUGCAUAGCCAGAUGGCUGACCCAGAUUGAGGUUCCAAAAACAGACAAGAGUUUUGAAGAACGUCUUAUCUUCAAGGCCUUCCUUUUGAAAUUUGUCAAUGCCUACACUCCUAUUUUCUAUGUUGCUUUCUUCAAGGGUCGAUUUGUUGGAAGACCAGGACAAUACGUCUAUAUUUUUCAUUCUUUUCGAAUGGAAGAGUGUGCUCCAGGUGGUUGUCUAAUGGAACUGUGCAUACAGCUUAGUAUUAUUAUGUUGGGCAAACAAUUGAUCCAGAACAAUCUUUUUGAAAUUGGCAUCCCUAAAAUGAAAAAAUUAAUUAGAUACCUGAAACUGAAACGACGACGUCCUGUAGACCACGAAGAGCAUAUGAAGAAAAAACAGCGCUACGAAGUAGACUACAAUCUGGAGCCUUUUGCUGGCCUUACUCCAGAAUACAUGGAAAUGAUCAUCCAGUUUGGGUUUGUAACACUGUUUGUUGCAUCAUUCCCACUGGCUCCACUGUUUGCACUACUAAACAACAUCAUUGAAAUACGUCUGGAUGCAAAAAAGUUUGUUACUGAGCUUCGGAGGCCAGUGGCAGUUAGAGCAAAAGAUAUAGGAAUAUGGUAUAACAUCCUCAGAGCUGUAGGAAAGCUUGCUGUGAUCAUAAAUGCAUUUGUGAUCUCAUUCACAUCUGACUUCAUUCCACGCCUCGUGUACCUGUAUAUGUACAGUGAGAGUGGCACCAUGCAUGGCUUCGUGAACCAUACGCUAUCCUAUUUUAAUGUCAGCGAUUUUCAAGAAGGAACAGCUCCAAAUUAUCCUAUGGAGCUUGGCUACCCAGUCCAAAUAUGCAGGUACAAAGAUUAUAGAGAACCCCCAUGGUCUGAAAAUAAAUAUGAAAUUGCAAAAGAUUUCUGGGCUGUGCUCGCAGCAAGAUUAGCAUUUGUAAUAGUGUUCCAGAACUUAGUAAUGUUUAUGAGCGACUUUGUGGACUGGAUUAUCCCAGACAUUCCCAAAGACAUCAGCCAACAAAUACAUAAGGAAAAAGUUCUGAUGGUAGAAGUCUUCAUGAAGGAAGAACAGGGGAAGUUGCAGUUGCUAGAAACCUGGAGGGACAAGGAUAAAAGGAAAGGUGAAAGCUGUAAUAACCAUAGCCCUAGGCCAUCCAUGAGCCAUAGAGGGAGUGUAUCUUCCUGUCAUUCAUGUCAUGUUAAUGUGUAGAAGAAGAAGAUGUUCUUACGCUGGGGGCAUUCCAUUCCUAAACAAGCCAUUACUUAAAUAAUAGGACUUGAUCCUUUAACAACCUGGUGCAUGUUUAAGCAUAUGCAACCAUUUUGCUUAUAUCUAUGUGAGAAAUAAUGUUCUUACAAAAAAUGGAGGACCAUAUUUUGUUUCUUUUUUGCACAAAAUGUAAUGCAGGGAUUUUUUUUACAUAUAUAUAGGUAUUAUAUAUAUAUUACAUGAUUAGCUUGUAACUAUCACUGUUCUUAUUUCUUAAGAAAAGCAGGUAGGAUUCUAUAGGAUCUUCUUUGAGAAAUUUAUUUUAUCUUAUUUAUUUUAUCAAAAAGGACAAAGUAACACUUAGAUAACAAGUAUUGGAAUAAUUAUGGACUCUCCAUUCUUGGGAGGUUAAGAAUAUGCAAAAUAAAAUAAACAGUGUACUAUAGAGUGCUUCCUUGCAAGAUUAUGGCAGAAAAGCUCUAGGCUUGAAUCUGCUGGUUUUUUUUAAUUUUUGCAAGCAGAAGUCUUUGGUAUUUUCUUUGCCUGUAUGCUGAACCCACUGUGUUUUCUCUUAAGUGAAAGCUAUGGCAAGAAUGCCGUAAUUUUUCAUUCAUCAUUUCAAUUGCAGUUCACUCUAUUGAUCAAAAUAGUCUGAAUAGCAGCAUUGUUACCUUCAUCCUAGCACUACUGAGAGCAGUUCAUUUUAAUAUCUUUAAUUUUCUCUUACCUAAAAGAACAAAGGAUUGGUGGAAGAGCAUCUAGUUUAGUAAUGCAGAGUGUCUAGUGCACAUUCCAGAGGGAGUCCAUAGGGCAAGAAAGAAUAUUAGCAACAGCACAAUUUCCUCAAGCACUAAGGGGCCUUUUUAAAAACUGCCCUGAAUUAAAGAGCACACACACAGAUCUACUAGCAAACUGCACUGCCCACCACAAACCUAGAAACCUAUCUGUUGAAGGAAUACAUUGAGUAAAUGUGUUCCCUAAGCAAUUGUGUUUAGAUGUCAUCCCUGCUCAGUAUGCCUAAAAACUGCAUAUAUGAUAAUGCUUGAUCCUUGCAAAUACCAUGGGACCCUCAACAUUUCACUAACAGCACAUCCUCAUGGUUCACAGCUAUCUUUAGCUCAACAAUUAUAAUGCAACAACUCAAUUCCUUCAUAAAAUCGACUGAGCAAUUGGAACAUUUGCUGUUUACUAGGGUAUAAUAUAAGAUCUGUUUUAGUUACAAACAACAGUGAAUAGAGGAGAAAAUGCUCCUUCUCUUGUAGUACUAGAAUUCAGGGGCACACAUUGAAACUGAACUGCAGUAAAUUCAGAAUAGAGCCAUCAUGGUGUAGUGGUUUGAAUGAUGAACUGUGACUCUUGAGACUUAGGUUCAAAUCCCUGCUCAGCUAUAGAAACCCAUCGUAGGCAAAUCACACUCUCUCAGCCCCAGAAAAAAGCAAAGACAAACCCCCUCUCAACAAAUCUUAUUAAGAAAACCCUGUGGUAGGGUCACCUUAGAGUCACCAUAAGCCAGAAAUGACCUGAAGGCACACAACAACAACUGUCAGAAUAGACCAAAAGAAAGUGCCUUUCAUACAAUUCCUAAUAAAAAUAUUACAUAUAUUACUCGAAGAUCCAGUGAUGGCCACUAGCUGAGUUAGUUGUAAAAUGGAAUUAGACAAAACUACAGAACAUAAGUCUAGCAGUGUCAGUUAGCUCUGAUAAGUGGAAAAAUCAACUUGACAAAGGUAGGGAAUUUUACUAUUUUGGACUGCAGUCCUCAGAAUCCCAGGCUCCUGGGAAGGGAGAACUUUAUGGGGCUUCCUGCCUUGCUCUACCUCAAGCCAAUCUGCAAGUACAGUAGUGCUUCCCUUUAAGUCAGAGAGCACUUUGGUAGGCUGCUUGGGUGCAUGUGUUUGGCCACUGCUGGAAUCAGGAUGCUGGACUAGGAAGCUAUAGCAGGGAUCAUUUUCUAAGGAAUUGGGGUCUGCUCACUCACCUUUUCAGAGGCACUUACACAUGCACAAUCUGAGCAAUAGCAAUAUUAGACUAAACAGCUAGAACCCAUUGUUGCAUUUUUCUUUCCCUUUCUUUCUUUCUUUCUUGUUCACUGUAUUAUCUGUUUUUGUAAUUCCAUUUGUAUGAACUUCACAUACUUUACAUUUUUAGUAGGAUUAAGAGCUGUUUAUAGUUGUCUUCCAGAUAAGCAUUUUCAGAAGCUGUGGCCGAACAUGGCAAUGAAAGACCCAUAAGAACUUCUGGUUCUUCCUGGUUUGGUUUUUAUCUCUCCUCUUCAAAUAUGUAGAGCAAAAAGCAUGAAACUGGCAUUAAGCCUGCUUUCAAAGAGUAGUUAAGGUGCUGAGCACAUAUAAUGACAGUUUUGUAAUCUAUGUCAGCUCAGAAAGCAGCAGGUGGAAAUAAAGAGAAGGAAUAUGGAAGAAGUAAAAAAUGAAUGGCAGUUCAGGAAAGAAUCAGUAAGCCAUGUUGAAAGAAGGAGAGUGCACCAAAAAUGGUGGGAAGUGAUACCCAUAUGUAAAUAUAUUAUAGUUUCUGUUACAGAGUAAUUCCUGGGGAUAUGGAUACUAUUGAAGAUUGCUUUCUUUCCCUGUUUACCAAAAGAUCAAGAUCAUGAUUGGAGUUUGUUGAAUGUGGAGGAGUAUGUCUCCAGUUUUGAAUUACAAAAUGAACAAUAUGAUUAGCAAGUGGCUUAUUUCCUUCUCUCUCUCUCUCUCUCUCUCUCUCUCUCUCUCUCUCUCUCUCCCAAGUUCUGUGUAGUUCUGUUGGUUUCUGUUCGCUCUUUGACACAGAGAACGCUAUACUGAAUAUACUCUUUCUUGCCCUUUCUACAGACUUUUCAAUAUUCAGAGUUAACUGUAUCCCAUCAGUUUUAUCCAUUCCACCCAAUAUAUGUUCUUUUUUUCCUUUGCUCCCAAGUGGUCCAGUUACUCAUCUUGGCUGGAAGGCUUGUAACAUUAUCAUUCAUAUAUAUAUAUAUAUACACACACAAG